Oryctolagus cuniculus (rabbit) is the source of this 7794-nucleotide messenger RNA. RefSeq names its product xenotropic and polytropic retrovirus receptor 1 (gene XPR1). Lineage: Eukaryota; Metazoa; Chordata; Mammalia; Lagomorpha; Leporidae. Gene Ontology annotation, biological process: phosphate ion transport; cellular response to phosphate starvation. Gene Ontology annotation, molecular function: inositol hexakisphosphate binding; phosphate transmembrane transporter activity. The record is from RefSeq and is a predicted model, not a curated record. Gene Ontology annotation, cellular component: plasma membrane; cytoplasm; Golgi apparatus.
CGGGGCUAUGGAGAGGAGGAGGAAGAUGGCGGGAGGGCGGCUCUGAGGAGACCUCGGCGGCGGCGGAGGAGGAGAGAAGCGCAGCGCCGCGCCGCGCCGGGGCCCAUGUGGGGAGGAGUCGGAGUCGCUGUUGCCGCCGCCUGGAGCUGCCGGACCCGAGUGGGAGUGAGGGGGAGACGGCAGGAUGAAGUUCGCCGAGCACCUCUCCGCGCACAUCACUCCCGAGUGGAGGAAGCAGUACAUCCAGUAUGAGGCUUUCAAGGAUAUGCUGUAUUCAGCUCAGGACCAGGCACCUUCUGUGGAAGUUACAGAUGAAGACACGGUAAAGAGGUAUUUUGCCAAGUUUGAAGAAAAGUUUUUCCAAACCUGUGAAAAGGAACUUGCCAAAAUCAACACAUUUUAUUCAGAGAAGCUCGCAGAGGCUCAGCGCAGGUUUGCCACACUUCAGAAUGAGCUGCAGUCAUCCCUGGAUGCGCAGAAGGAAACUGCUGGUGUUACUACGCUGCGACAACGUAGAAAACCAGUCUUCCACCUGUCCCACGAGGAGCGUGUCCAACACAGGAAUAUUAAAGACCUUAAACUGGCCUUCAGCGAGUUCUACCUCAGUCUUAUCCUGCUGCAGAACUAUCAGAAUCUGAAUUUUACAGGAUUUCGAAAAAUCCUUAAAAAGCAUGACAAGAUCCUGGAAACAUCUCGUGGAGCAGAUUGGCGAGUGGCUCAUGUAGAAGUAGCCCCAUUUUAUACAUGCAAGAAAAUUAACCAGCUCAUCUCUGAAACUGAGGCUGUAGUGACCAAUGAACUUGAAGAUGGUGACAGACAAAAAGCUAUGAAGCGUUUACGUGUUCCCCCUUUGGGAGCUGCUCAGCCUGCACCAGCAUGGACUACUUUUAGAGUUGGUCUGUUUUGUGGAAUAUUCAUUGUGCUGAAUAUUACCCUUGUGCUUGCCGCUGUAUUUAAACUUGAAACAAGUAGAAGUAUAUGGCCCUUGAUAAGAAUAUAUCGGGGUGGCUUUCUUCUGAUCGAAUUCCUUUUUCUACUGGGCAUCAACACGUAUGGUUGGAGACAGGCUGGAGUAAACCAUGUGCUCAUCUUUGAACUUAAUCCAAGAAGCAAUCUGUCUCAUCAGCAUCUCUUUGAGAUUGCUGGAUUCUUGGGGAUAUUGUGGUGCCUGAGCCUGCUGGCAUGCUUCUUUGCUCCCAUUAGUGUCAUCCCCACUUACGUGUAUCCACUUGCUCUUUAUGGAUUUAUGUUUUUCUUUCUUAUCAACCCCACCAAAACUUUUUAUUAUAAAUCCAGAUUUUGGCUGCUCAAAUUGCUGUUUCGAGUAUUUACAGCCCCGUUCCAUAAAGUAGGCUUUGCUGAUUUCUGGCUGGCUGAUCAGCUGAAUAGCCUGUCAGUGAUACUGAUGGACCUGGAGUAUAUGAUCUGCUUCUACAGUUUUGAGCUCAAAUGGGAUAAAAGUAUGGGCCUGUUGCCAAAUGAUACAAAAGAACCAGAAGUUUGCCACAAAUACACAUACGGGGUGCGAGCCAUUGUUCAGUGCAUUCCUGCUUGGCUUCGCUUCAUCCAGUGCCUGCGCCGAUACCGAGACACAAGGAGGGCCUUUCCUCACUUAGUGAAUGCCGGCAAGUACUCCACAACCUUCUUCACGGUGACCUUCGCAGCCCUGUACAGCACCCACAAAGAACGAGGUCACUCAGACACCAUGGUGUUCUUCUACCUGUGGAUUGUCUUUUGUAUCAUCAGUUCCUGCUAUACCCUCAUCUGGGAUCUGAAGAUGGACUGGGGUCUCUUUGAUAAGAAUGCUGGAGAAAACACUUUUCUCCGGGAGGAGAUUGUGUACCCCCAAAAAGCCUACUACUACUGUGCCAUCAUAGAGGAUGUGAUACUGCGCUUUGCCUGGACCAUCCAGAUCUCCAUCACCUCCACAACUCUGUUGCCUCAUUCUGGAGACAUCAUUGCCACUGUCUUUGCACCCCUUGAGGUUUUCCGGCGUUUUGUGUGGAAUUUCUUUCGCCUGGAGAACGAACAUCUGAAUAACUGUGGUGAGUUCCGUGCUGUGCGGGACAUCUCUGUGGCCCCUCUGAAUGCAGACGAUCAGACGCUCCUGGAGCAGAUGAUGGACCAGGAAGAUGGGGUACGGAACCGGCAGAAGAACCGGUCAUGGAAGUACAACCAGAGCAUAUCCCUGCGCCGGCCUCGCCUCGCCUCUCAAUCCAAGGCUCGCGACACGAAGGUAUUGAUAGAAGACACAGACGACGAAGCUAACACUUGACUUCUCCGACGUCUAGACUAACAUUCUGGGUUUUCCUACUCGACACUUCUUUCCUCGACCAACGCAACCUCUACUACCUUCCCAGCUGAAAACCGGAGAAAUCGCCUCACACACUUCCGAGCUCUCCCAGAUCGGAUCCUGUGGACUCCAAACAGGCUCACUGUGUUUCUUUUCUUUUCUUCUGGUUUAAUUUUAAUUUUCUAUUUUUAAAACAAAUACUUCAUUUUGCCAAUCAGAGGACAUUUUAAGGAACAAAAACAGUCUCUCAUGGAUUGUUUACAAUCACAAGGACACAGAUACCGACCACGAUGAAGAUCAGGCACUGCAAGGACCCUCUGAUGGGAUGGUACCGAGAUGUCUCGGCUUCUGCUUGGUCCGGUUUUGACUGGUUGAAACCGGACAUUGGUUUUUUAAAUUUUUGUCAGUUUCUGUGGAGAAUUAUUUCCUUUCCUUCAUACCCAGCGCAAAGGCACUGGCUGCACUUGCAGGAAAAGAGCAGCUUAGAGCAGUGCCUUCAUUCACGAAGCUACUUUUUCAUUUGAUGUAACUUUUCUUAUUUUGGGGAGGGGUGCUGGGUGGGUGGGAAAUAUGAUGUAUUUGUUACGUACAGUUCUCUCAUUAUUUAUAAACUUGACCGUAAGAGAAUGCUGUCACUGCAGUGAAGACGAUGGCAGAGGAAACGGGGACUGAUGCUGGAUGACAUCGCUGGGGUCAGCCCGCGCACCGCUCUCAGGAGACAGUUUGCACCGGUUUCACGUGUUGAGCGCUUUUAUUUUAAGCCAAAGUUUCAUUAUUCACUUUUUAGUUGUUGCUACUUUAGAGUCCUGAGCAUCUUUCAUGACUGAGCAUCCCACACUUACCCACACCGCCAACUGAGAUUUAUAAGAGGUUCUGACACAGAUGUGCAAUACAUUUGCCCAUAUUACAACUGUAACAACAGAAGUUAUAAAUUCACUGGGGAAUUAGAGUGUAAUCUUUACUAACUCCGAAUUAGAAACUAGCUACUUUAGAGACUCUCCACACCCCCAGUUGGUCAGUCUUUCUUCUGUGUUCAACCACGUAAAGCCAGAAUUUGAUCAAAUUAAGUCUGUUGUGGGGAAGUUGGGUUUUUGAGCACAUAGAACAAAUUAUCAUUACUCCUUAGUUACCCUGGUAUAAAAGAUUUUGACAGCCAUUUCCCUCAGCAGUUUUAAAGGGCGAACGUUACAUUUCCUGCCUUCCGUGCUUAAAAAAAAAUCUACUUUUUAAAAAUAUUGAGUGUCUAAACUUGGUUAUACAUAGAAGGUAUAUUGCCUAGAAAUUUUAGACUAUACAAUUCCCAUUUUUUUUUUUUUGUUUCAUUUAUUUCCUUAGUUUCUAAGUCAUCCAAAUGAGCCCGAAAGCCGUAAGGGGUUUUACUUUCCUGACCCAGAUGAAUAUUCCAGAAUUAAAUCAGUAGAUGCAUGAAAGUAAAUUUACCUCUGUCGUUUUCAGCUUGAUUUUAAAGGGAGGAAGGAAGCAGUGAAGGGACAGCCGUUAGCACUUGCGUAAUCUUCAACCUUGUGGUCACUGCCCUCUAACACACCCCUCUUCUCAUGAGCUCUUCCCCCUUGGAUCCAAGUCUUACUACGUCCCUGUCAUAACUCCAGAUUAUAUUAAAGUGACUGUUACUACCAAAACUCUACCAAUUAACUGACAGGUAGUUUCUUUUUAAAGGGGUUACUUAUUUCUUUAUUCUGACAAACUUCCAAAAUUUGUUCCCUUUCUGAAUUGAGGUUUUUGUGUUUUUUUGUUUUUGAAAAAAUCAUAACACUUUGGUAACUUCUGUUGCUUUUUUGUAUUUUGCCAAGCAUAUAUUCCUUGGCCCAAAACUGAAGGGGAAACGUUUACUCUUUUUUUUGUUGUUUAAAUAAAUUGAGUCAUUUAUAAUAAUCAGUGGUAACAAUUUAGUGACCCAUGGCAGAUUAAAGAUUGCAUUAUUCCUUUUUAGGUUCUUUUUUCUUUUUUCCUUAACUAUUCUAGUUUUUGUACUUCAGAACUAUGAGGGAAAGUUCACUGGUCUGUCACGAAAUAGCAGUGACCUUUUAUUCCUGAGUUGUACAGAGAAGUCCAGUGGGUCAGUCAUUUCUUAUGCAAAUAAAAUUGGUGACACUGGUAUGUAUCCAGAGCCAUUUGAACUGUCAGCCUCAUUGGUGGCUCUGUGAGGUGAAACAUUCAGAAUCCUACAGUUGGCAUCUGAUGUUUGAACUCCCCAGUGCUUUUACAUCCUUGUGUCCUAUGGCACUUUGACCUUUUUCACCUGCUACGAUUCUAGGUCCUUAUCAGUAUUAACUUUCCAUAGAGACUACAAUGGGAUGUAUUCCUUUUCUGAUAUUUUCCUGCUGGCAUACUCUGUUAAAAAAUGAGACUCCUGUAACUUUUAGUUGACCAUGAAAGAUACUCAAACACAUAUUUAAACGCACAGCUGUAUGUUCUUAAAGUUACAAAGAAAAAAGAGGGCUUUUUCUUAUAGAAAACAUUUGAGAAACAGUAUACAUUUAAACUUUUUCCAUCGAACAAAGCAGUGAACAUAUUUAUCUCCUCAGCUUUAUAACACCUAGCAGUUGUGAAUGCUGGGUCCCACCUGAGGUUUUAUUGGAGUCUUCCAUGCACUGAGUCUCAAUAGAGCUCUCAGAAAUGAGAGUCACAGAGUCACUUUAAAGGAAUAUCAACCACACUGAAGGUAAAACUUCAUCUGAUUCUGGAUUUAGAAACUCCAGUUUUAUUUGUAUUCAAGAAUCACUCACUUUAACUUCUUAGUAGAAGUUGAAAUACUCCCAAGAGGAUAAAAUUUAUUUUUCAUUUUCUAGUAAUAUGGAAAACAUUGAUACGUGUAGAGAACUAGAAGACAAAAGUGAGUCUGCUCUUCAUGUACAAAUGCCUCCUGUAUUUAAGACUGCCUAUAUCAUGACGAAUCAAUUAGCGACCUCAUAAAGAAAGAUCAUGAAACAAUCAAGAUGAAGGCAUCAUGAAUUGGGUUAUAAUGCAGGAAGGUCAUUUGUAAGAUUGGAAAAACAUUGAAAAUCCAUGUGCAACUUGGUUUUCAAGCAUUCUGUCAUUAGGCUCCUUAAGCAACUUGCCCGCCUUCCAGUUCAGGAGUCACACUGUGACCAGCAACCUGUUCAGAUCCUUUGAGAAAGAGAAAGGGAUCUGGCUCCCAGGACCCCUGACUUCCCAGUAUUGCAAAUGUGAGAGUACUGCAAUUUGAGCUGAGUUUUACUGGAAGUGACUUACUGAGUCGGGUGUCUUUCCACACUCCAAGUAACUAGAGAAGGCAGUGCAUCCAGUUCUGCACAGGUGAACUAACAAGCAAGGAAAUAGGAACAAGUAACCUAGUCCUGGGUCAGACAGGCAGGAGAUGAACAGACACUGAGUGAAAGAAAAGUGAUUUGGGGGCUGUUAGAGAACAGCAAGAAGACUGGAGCUGAGGAGCCCAGCAGAGCGGUUAGGAAAGCAUGUGAACUUCUAGAAGGGUAGAAGGGGGAUCCUCAGGUAGGAGAGACCUGUCUUUUGUUCUUAUUUUCCCCCUUCAACGUUGCAUUACUCAGAAAACAGUUCCCAAAUGCGAUUUUCUAAGCCGUGACCAGAAGACUUUAUUUCUAAUGUAAAGAAUUUAGAAAAAAAUCCUAUUUCUUAUUGGAAAAUAAUACCCAUAGUAUUCCUUCAGUCGAAGAAUUGGGAUUCUUAGAAAUCAUUUCAUUUUGCUUCCUAAACAUUUCAGAUUGCUGGUACUGUUUUCUCUUACUGGAUUUUAAUAGUUUCCAUGAAAUCUGCCUAUCCCUCUCAAAAAACAAGUAUUUUCUUCCUAUCUAACAUAAUCAAAUCUUGAAAAUUAAGAUAAUUUCUCAGAUUAAAAAUGUCAUUUUGAUUGUAUGGCUCCCUCAAUGACAGAAAUCACCAUACUUCUGUCAAGUUUACUGAGAAAUCAGUGUCAUAGAUAAGGGCUGUGGUGACCAGGUGAAGACAGCAGUCCUGAGAAGAAUGAAUCCCAUUUAUCAGUUUGGUUCAUUUUUUUUCUGGCUGGUCUAAAUUUUUCUUGCAUUUGAUCAUUAACUAAAGCAAGAAGAGUUGAAAACUGUAAUUCUCUGCAUUUCAGACGUUAGUCUUGAUAGGGAGUCUUAAAAUUUCUCAGAAUUUUACAUUGCAUUGUAAGUCUAGACAACGCUAGAGCCUAUGGUCAUGUGGGGUAGAGCUGGGUAGAGCUAAAGGAGUUUGUGCUUUUCAGUGUUCCAGACCAACCAUUCAACCAGCCUUCACCACGCUCCGCUUACAAAUGUGAAGAAGAUUUGGAGUUUAGGUUCAGCGAUACAAGAGGCUGGGGAGCGGAAGGGAGGCUGUUGACUGGUGUGGCUCGUAAUAAUUCUUGUGUGAAUUGUCCAGACUCUGAUACGGAGUUGCCCUCAGAAGCAACCUUCCAGAAUAUAUUUGCUUAAUUAUGGAGGGAGAAGAAGUAAGAGAGACAAAAUCAAAGUUUCCCCUGAAGUGAGGAGAACCAUUAUACUCAUUUUCCACUGAAGUGGGUUUCCUUGUCAUACACCUUUGGUUUGUUUUAUUAUUGAAUCAGUGUCUGGUGCCAUCAACUUAAGAGGACAAUCAAAAAUCAUCUGUUGUUUGCCUUGGAUUCCGUGUGUCUGCUAGUGACACGGUCCGCCUGAUGGACGUCCACUCUGCUGCUGUGCUUCGUCCUCUGUCCUUUGCUCUGUCCCGCCACCAGCCUGUGGCAGGACGUGGACUUCAGGGAGGAGCAGGCUUCCUAAUCACUGUCUCUGAGGGCCCUGCCUUCACGUCCUGGAGCCACACCAGCGUGCUGGGAGUAGGGAGAACGAUCGUGAGAAAUCCCAAAGUCACUGUUCACGAUAAUUGUUAUUCUUUUGAACUGUGAAGUAAAACUGUGAGAAACUCAUGUUUCAGUUGAAAAAAGAACAGAACUCUUAAACUUUAUCACAUUGUGAAGAUUAAUUUUUUGCCGUUUUCAGGAUUAGCACAGACCCUUGUAUUAAUGAAGAAUACUGAGGAGGGGAAUGGGGUGAGACAUGUUUUUCUUUUCGGACUCCCUCCCUCCACUUCUGUUCCCCUCACCCUGCUCCCCAACAAACGAUGCUGUUUUAUGAACCCUGAGCCGUGUUCUCAGGAGUAACUCGAUUGUGGUUAGUCCUCUGGAUGCUUCUUCCUCUCCCGUUCUCCUUCCUUGCUUUCUUACUCUCCACUCUGGUAAAUGGAAAAGGUGACGUCAGAGAAUUGACACUUGCUUGGAUUCCUGUUGUAUCUGUGACUAUGCUAUUAGCUGUCUCCUUUUUCCUCCUUAUAUGGGUAGAAUUCUUAUGCCAUGUGGACUUCCCUUCUUGAUAAGUAGUUCAAUGCACAAUGUGGUACUGUUUUAUAGUUUCUAGAUGGUUGUACAAAGCAAAAAGUUAAUGUGGUUAUGUGUUUUUAAAAGCAAAUAAGUGAUUGGUUACAAAACUGUCCUUUUUUCAUUAUUACAAGCUCUCUGUUUUCCAACA